CCUUUCUACUGCAAAGUUAAAAAGAUUUCAAAUUUUUGCGUAAAUCAUCAUCAUCGUCAUUGGAACAGAACAGGAGAAGAGAAACUGAGGUUGAAGUAGUAAAUAAAGAAAAUCCCAAGUCCCCGGGGGAAAGAAUGGAUCAGACGGCGGAGGAGAAGAUGGUGAGAGAGAGAAUCAGAAAGAGAGUUAACGAAGUCAGUUCUGUGUCUCAGUCUCUUCUUUCUCCAGUUUUUCAAGACAACGUCAAUUUCACCCUUCAAAAAGCUUACUUCAAAUGUGCAUAUGAAUGCUUUGAUAGGACAAGAACACACGCUGAGAUUAGCCGAUGUGCAGAGAGUUACAGUGUUCCCAUCACUAAUGCGCAGAACCACUUCGAUAAUGAGAUGUCUGUGUUCCAAGAGAGGUUGAAUAGAUCUCUUGUGGCUUGUCAAAACAAGUUUGAGGCUGCUAAGCUUCAGAAAACUAGAGCGUAG
This is a messenger RNA of Camelina sativa (false flax), 473 nucleotides long. RefSeq lists its product as uncharacterized. Lineage: Eukaryota; Viridiplantae; Streptophyta; Magnoliopsida; Brassicales; Brassicaceae. The record is from RefSeq and is a predicted model, not a curated record. Gene Ontology annotation, cellular component: cytoplasm.